Messenger RNA from Sceloporus undulatus (fence lizard), 2959 nucleotides. It is a transcript of the gene KCTD13, whose product is annotated as potassium channel tetramerization domain containing 13. Bases 238 to 1251 code for a protein of 337 amino acids. The transcript is spliced from 7 exons. The record is from RefSeq and is a predicted model, not a curated record. NCBI's taxonomy places the organism in Eukaryota, Metazoa, Chordata, Lepidosauria, Squamata, Phrynosomatidae. Gene Ontology annotation, molecular function: ubiquitin-protein transferase activity; protein binding. Gene Ontology annotation, cellular component: Cul3-RING ubiquitin ligase complex. Gene Ontology annotation, biological process: protein ubiquitination; negative regulation of Rho protein signal transduction; proteasome-mediated ubiquitin-dependent protein catabolic process.
UGAGGGAAGGAGGAAGGGACGGGUGUUGUUCGACUCUCUUGCUUCAUACAGAAAAUACCCGGAUGUAGCUGCUCACUGGAGCGGUGGAGGAGAGGCGCGCAUGCGCAGGAGGAUCCUCGUCUUUCUUCUUGGACUUGGACGACGUCCUGGCUGCUGUUUCGGGGCUGAAGGGAGGCAGGCAGGCAGGGAAGGAGGGGCCUGGCCGGAGCCCACCCUGCUUCGCCGGGGGAGGUGGCUAUGUCAGCUGAGGCCACCACAGACCAGGUCUCACCCCUGGAGAAUUGUGCACCGCUGGUCCCAACCCAACAACGACGGGAUGGCGGUGGAGGGGCAGCUGGCGUGACCUUUGACCUCAAACCCCUGAACCCCAGCAGCAAAUAUGUCAAGCUCAAUGUGGGAGGGUCCCUGCAUUACACCACCGUGCAGACCCUCACCAAACAAGACACCAUGCUCAAAGCAAUGUUCAGCGGCCGGAUGGAGGUGCUCACAGAUAGUGAAGGAUGGAUCUUGAUUGACCGAAGUGGGCGCCAUUUUGGAACCAUCCUAAACUACUUGAGAGAUGGCUCUGUAUCCCUCCCAGAGUCCCAGAGGGAGCUGGAGGAAGUGCUGUGUGAAGCCCGGUACUACCUGAUACAGGGUUUGGUUGAGGACUGCCAGCUUGCCCUACAGCAAAAGAGUGAAGCCUAUGACCCCCUCUGCCACAUCCCCAUGGUGACAUCUCCCAAAGAAGAGCAACAGAUCAUCUCGAGCUGUACCAAGCCUGUGGUGAAGUUACUGCAUAAUAGAAGUAAUAACAAGUAUUCAUAUACAAGUAAUUCUGAUGACAACUUACUGAAGAAUAUUGAACUAUUUGACAAAUUAGCUCUGCGGUUCAAUGGAAGGGUUCUCUUCAUCAAAGAUGUUCUUGGAGAUGAGAUCUGCUGCUGGUCCUUUUAUGGACAGGGCCGUAAGAUCGCUGAAGUCUGCUGUACCUCCAUUGUCUAUGCCACUGAGAAGAAGCAGACCAAGGUAGAGUUCCCAGAAGCCCGGAUCUUUGAGGAAACCCUGAACAUCUUGAUUUAUGAGACACCGCGAGUGCCAGACAGGGCCCUCCUGGAGGCAACUGGUGGAGUAGCAGGUGGAGGUGGAGGUCCCCUCCGUGCAGGUGAUGAUGAAGACGGACGAGAGCACCGUGUCCGACGCAUCCACGUCCGGCGACACAUCAUGCAUGAUGAGCGCCCUCAUGGCCACCAAGCAGUUUUCAAAGACUGAUCCCUCCUCACUCCUAGUACCCACAUUACUCCAUCCAUUCGGUGCCAAAGGAAGACAUGUGUCCUCCUUUUGACUUUUCCUUCCAAAGUCUUCUCAGUGGUAUUCACUUCCUUUCUAACUCCCUCUCCUUGGAGGUUUAUUCUUCCAUCCUCUACUAUUCCUUGAAUUCAUAGCCAACCGAAAUCCUCUUUCCUACCUUUAUUGUAACAGUUAAUACCUUGACCUGCCCUUCAUUUUACUGGCAUGUCCUCACUUGUUGAUUUUUCCUUAACAUUUGAGUCUUAAUGCUUUUGACUUUCCAUGCUAUUUUCUUUUGAACCUUUACUGGCCUCAUAAUCUUCUACAGUCAACUCUAACCUGGACUAUAGUCCUUUCCUCCUAACCUCUUUGACCCAGAAUGUCUUCCUUUUAGACUGGAGACCUCUUGGCUCUUAACUUAGGAUCCAUGAAAUAACAUUAAUAAAAAAUAUCUUUGUGGGGGUAAAGAUAUUAAUCAAAGGCACCUACAUUGCACUUCAGCUAAAUAUUGUAUGUGUAACUUGACCUCUUAUUGUUUUUCAGAAGUCAAGGGCAAGACGUUGCCUAGGUUGAUGUGUGUGUUUAUACAUACAUAUCCCCCAACAUAUAUAGAAACUAAUUUCUCGAUUCAAAGUGUCUAGGUUCUUUGAUCUUCCGUCCUUCACCUUAGAACAGGUUUUAUGCUGAACCCACCAUCCUUUUUUCAUUGUUUACUUGGUUUAUCUUAUCACCAAUAUGAAGGGGGGGAAACCUAGAUUUAAGGUACUGAAACUGUUCUGGUUAAAGCUGUGACUACACUCCUUUUAAAGGUUGUUUUAGAAUGGACAAAGUUGUAAUGGAAUAACUUUACAAUGGAAUAACUUGUAUUAUGUAUUAUACCCCAUUUUGAGUGCUUUGGGGCAGAUUUUUUUAAACUGGGUUUAGUCACCUGUGAGCAUGGAUGACUAAAUCCAGUUUAGAAUAACUCAGACCAAAGUUGUCAACCUUUUCACUAGAACAGAUGGUAAACAGAAGCAUCCUUGAAGGCAGUUAGUUAAUUUACCUGCUCUUCUCCUGUGAGGAAAACUCUGGAUUUGCUUAAAAGAUUUUUUCCCUUUUGUGGAUCAAAAACCAGUUUGAUGUGUGUGUCAUGCUAUCUGGAUCCAUCCAAAUUCUCCCCUCCCAUCCACUUAUGGCAUAAUAGUCUGUGUUUCAGAAUACAUCAGCUUCAAAACUCCCAUUAAAGCUGCCAUCCUACCCCCCACAAUCUAGUGCAAGAUUCAGGUGUAUGAUACCCUUAUUUAUCCUCAUCUUCCAACCAAGUAUUCUCUCCUGUCCUUGCCCCUUUCAGUCCCUUUGUUCUAUAUAGGGAAUGGUUGGCAGCUUCACACCACCUUCAGCAAAACGUAAUAUGGGGCAUUCUAGCAGCCCUUUCGUUGAUGGUGUUGGGGCUCGGGGGAGAGGGCUGUAAGGUGAGUAAUGAACCAUUGCAUUUAUAAAAAUGUAGUACUGGUAAAGGUACUUUUGCAGGGGAGAAGGUGUUCUUCCUCUCCCCUCUUUGUUGUUGUUUCUUUCGGUAUAUCCUCCCCUCCCUGGAGGAGGUAAUCUUGCAUUAAUUAUUGUAACUUUUUUUUUGUAUUUGCAUUAUUUAUUUUAAAUUGUUUUUUUUUCUAUUAAAUUAUUGUAAUAAAGGUUCCUGCUUUAAAAAAAA